AUGAACACAGUAACAUCCAGCAUCUGUGUGCUCUUCAAAAAAUCACGUCAGCCCUUGAUGUAUUGCUCCAUGGUAGCCUUGACGAUGGGUGUCCAGGAGAUUUGCCAGCAAGUUGUAUUUAAUUGUCCAUGCAAAAGACACUUCGAGUAUGGGCUGGCAUUUCUAUGCGGACCAGCUAUUCUUUUGUUUUUCCUAGGCAUUUUCCUGAAUGACACUCUAUGCCGUACUGGCCCUGAAAGGGACACCGAGAAAGCCAUGACAAGCCCUGUAUGUCACUAUUUCAAGUCACUGUUCACUAUAUUCUAUGCAAUGACACUAGCAAGCGUCGCUCCAGUUGCCUGGUUGGUUCUAUCUUUCUUGCAACAGCAGUACUACACAUGCGCAUACUUUGGACCUCCUCUUGCCGAUAGAAUUUCAACUGCUACAAAUGCGACAGACAAGUGCCAUUUUAAGCUGGGCUUUCCAUCAAAAGAGAUGGAAGAAACCUACAAAACUAACAGUCAGAUUGCAGGCUGGUCACUCAUGAUCAUAUUCGUGCUCGUCCUUGUCAUUUCCAUCUGCAUAAGUCAAUGCAUGAAAAAAGGAAAGCGUCUAAAAAUACCGAGUUCUGAAUACUACCGCCAUGUUGAAGCCCAAGAAGCCGUUGAGCAGUACCACGCCAUUGCAUUGGAACGUGCCAAAGAAAAAGCAAAGAUGUACAUUGAAAAUUUGUUCCCAAAAAGGAAGAGGCUUGGAGGUCUCUAUUCCUAUUUGAAAGACAUUGGAGAUAAAGUUCGCAAAGAAUACGAUUUAUAUUUAGACAUACCACCGGACAGCCACCAGAGUACCCCAGUUGACCCCCCUCAAAAUUCCCCU
Molecule: messenger RNA, 855 nt
Organism: Porites lobata
Lineage: Eukaryota; Metazoa; Cnidaria; Anthozoa; Scleractinia; Poritidae
Source: the annotation of a GenBank genome assembly